Gossypium arboreum is the source of this 1171-nucleotide messenger RNA. RefSeq lists its product as uncharacterized. The record is from RefSeq and is a predicted model, not a curated record. Gene Ontology annotation, biological process: RNA processing. The coding region runs from base 133 to 984 and encodes 283 amino acids. The transcript is spliced from 4 exons. Lineage: Eukaryota; Viridiplantae; Streptophyta; Magnoliopsida; Malvales; Malvaceae.
AAGUCCCCACCCCCGGGCCAAAUAAGAGUAUAUUGAAGUCUUAGUGUGGUUUGCUGCUAAGUGCUAACUCACCGGCCCUGUUGCUGCCAUCUGCGGGUUGUGUUCAUUGCUAAGGAGGAAAGAAGCAAAAACAUGGGAAGGAGAGUAAGAGGCGGCGGCAGAGACGGCGGAGGCGUGAAAAGUGCAGCAAAUACGCUAUCAAAGUUCCAAAAGACGGUGUCACUCAGAGAAGAAGCAAGCGGCAAGAAGCAAACGUGGGGAGGAGGUUCCACCAACGUCAAAGCUGUGUUGAAACACGAGCACUUGCAAAACCUAGCCGUCUGGGCCAGCGGCGAAUCUUCAAUCCCUUCUUUGGCUUCCUUCUUUGGGCACAGAUUGGCUGCUGAUGGAGAAGCUUCUGCAAUCCCCCAGGACCCUUCUUUCUUUCCCUGCCAGAGAUGUGAGACAAUUCUUCAGCCUGGCUUUAAUUGCACUGUUCGUAUCGAAAGGAAUCGAGCUAACACAAGGCAUAGACGUAAGAAACCUCAUAUUUCGACACAGAAUACUGUAGUCUACAACUGCCACUUCUGUUUGCAUCGGAAUCUAAAACGAGGCACUCCGAAAGGCCACAUGAAAGAGAUGUACCCUCCCAAGUCAAAACCGUCUUCAAUCUCCAAAGUUGUCAAGUCUAGAAUUUUGAAGCCUAUUAUCAGUUCAGAUAAAGAAAAAAGCAAAGAUAAUGAGAUAAUUGUAACAAGUUCACCUGCAAUGGCUGCUGCCGAAAAUCCGAGCACAGAUGGUUCAGUGACUCCUGUUAGAGGUAGGACUUUGUUGGAUUUGAAAAAGAGAAAUAGGAAGAAAUCUGGGUCCAAAAGACCGGCUGAACCCGAAAACAAUCCGAUGACACCUGAUGCAGAAAAAUCUGUUGGAGCUUCAAGUAAAAGGAGAAAAUCUUGGAUGAGCCUCAGAGAAAUGGUUGAGAGCAACGAGGACAACCGCUUCUAAUUCUACAAUACCAUUCUUGGUUUAAUAAUACAUACCGGACCGAAUCGAUCACCGAUUUUUGGUAUGGUAUGAUUGACCGGUUUAAUUUUUUUUAUUAUUAAUAUUUUGUAGUAGAAUCACGGACAACUGAUUAUGCAAACGACUGAUGCCCCUUGUGCAUAAUUAAAGCAAUCUUAUUUGAUACGAA